AUGGUGAAAAUAUUCGUGGGGAACCUGUCGCCCGAGACCACCUCGGACGAACUGCGGUCGCUCUUCUCCCAAUACGGCAAGAUCGCCGAGUGCUCCAUUCUGAAGAGCUUCGGAUUCGUGCACAUGGACAGCAAGGCCGAGGCGGAGGAGGCCAUCCGCAACCUCCAUCAGUACCAGCUGAACGGCCAGGCCAUGAACGUGGAGCUGAGCCGAGGCAAGACCAAGGGCUCCACCAAGCUCCACGUGGGCAACAUCGCCUGCACCAACCAGGAGCUGCGAGCCAAAUUCGAAGAGUACGGCUCUGUGGUGGAGUGCGACAUAGUUAAAAACUAUGCCUUUGUUCACAUGGAACGCAUGGAGGAUGCCAUGGAGGCCAUUCAUCAGUUAGACAACACGGCUUUUAAAGCGGGUCCCAAAAUGGCAACGGGCGCGAACGCAACUCCUCUGGGCAAGUUGCACCCCAGCAUUGGGGCUAAAAGAGGCUUCGACGCAGGGCCGGGCGCCGGCAACGGCAUGAUGCCGACCGCGGCGCCUCCGGCGUCCUUUCCGCCCGUACAAGUGUUCCAACCCCCGAUCGCCACCCAGGCUUUUGCGCAGACGCACCAAUUCACCCCGCCGAGUGGGUUUUCACCCCAACAACCGCCCUGCGGUCAAGAUUUCAACCAGAAGAAACAAAGAAAAAAGAGCCGUUGGAGUAGUGAAACACCCGACCAAAAGACUGUCAUCCCGGGUAUGCCCACCGUCAUCCCGGCCGGGCUGACCCGCGACCAAGAAAGAGCCUACAUAGUCCAACUGCAGAUCGAAGACCUGACACGUAAACUGCGUACAGGAGACCUGGGAAUCCCUGUUAACCCUGAGGACAGGUCUCCCUCGCCGGAGCCCAUUUACAACAGCGAGGGCAAAAGGCUGAACACUCGCGAGUAUCGCACGCGCAAGAAGAUCGAAGAGGAGCGGCACGCCCUCAUCACAGAAAUGGUCGGACUCAACCCGGAUUUCAAGCCACCUGCCGAUUACAAACCUCCAGCCACCAGAGUGAACGACAAAGUGAUGAUUCCGCAAGACGAAUAUCCCGAGAUCAACUUUGUCGGUCUUCUGAUCGGACCGCGCGGGAACACCUUGAAGAACAUCGAGAAAGAAUGCUGCGCCAAAAUCAUGAUCCGCGGCAAAGGUUCGGUGAAGGAGGGCAAAGUGGGCAGGAAGGACGGACAGAUGCUGCCCGGCGAAGACGAACCUCUCCACGCUUUGGUCACGGCAAACACCAUGGAGAACGUCAAGAAAGCAGUGGAGCAGAUUCGUAACAUCCUGAAGCAAGGUAUCGAGACUCCCGAGGACCAGAACGAUCUGCGCAAGAUGCAGCUAAGAGAGCUCGCCAGGCUUAAUGGAACGUUGCGGGAAGAUGACAACAGGAUCCUUCGUCCUUGGCAGAACACCGAGCCCCGCAGCAUCACCAACACCACCCUGUGUACUAAGUGCGGCGGAGCGGGCCACAUCUCCUCUGACUGCAAGUAUACCAGUACUUUUGCCGCCCAAAGAGCAGCGGGCGGCGAGCCCCCACAGUCAGCGCAGGACAAGGCUCGAAUGGACAAGGAGUACCUGUCGCUCAUGGCCGAGCUGGGUGAAGCCCCGAUUCCGGGACCGGGCGCGCCACACUCCGGCGCGCCGGGAGGACCCCCUCGGCCUUCUGCGCCGAGCAACCAAGUGCCGCCGAACCGGCCUCCCUGGAUGGCCUCAGGCGCCAACGACAACAGGAACUUCCACGCCAUGCACGCAGGCGCCCCUCACAACUUCCCACCUCCGAUGCCCGGUAUGGGUGGGCCUCCUAUGCCCCCGAACCCCAAUGGCAUGCCUCCACCGUGGAUGCAGCCGCCGCCUCCCCCGAUGGGUCAGGGUCCAGGACCUCAUGGUCACCCCAUGGGAAUGAUGCCACCCCCGAUGGGCAUGAUGCCACCUCCGCCGCCACCUCCCAACAGUCAGCCGCCUCCGCCCCCUUCGGGUCCCCUGCCGCCAUGGCAACAGCCGGCACCGCCUCCUCCUCCGACGAGCAGCAUGGCGACGAGCACGCCGCUGCCCUGGCAACAAAAUACCCCCACCACAUCCAGCCCGGGGACCGGAAGUCUCCCUCCGUGGCAACAGCAGCCCGCGGUAUCGGCGCCCCAACCCCCACCGCCCAUGGGCGCCCCGUCCAUGGUCCCGCCUCCCCCUGGAGUCCAGCCGCCGCUGCCACCAGGAGCUCCUCCUCCUCCCCCGCCGCCGCCCCCCGGCUCAGCCAACAUGAUGUACGCCCCUCCGCCGCCCCCGCCGCCGAUGGACCCUUCCAACUAUGUCAUGAUGGGGAUGGGGGUGCCCGGCAUGCCGCCAUUUGGCAUGCCCCCAGCACCCCCGCCCCCUCCGCCCCAGAAUUAA
This is a messenger RNA of Nerophis lumbriciformis (worm pipefish), 2403 nucleotides long. Lineage: Eukaryota; Metazoa; Chordata; Actinopteri; Syngnathiformes; Syngnathidae. The record is from RefSeq and is a predicted model, not a curated record.